Photinus pyralis (common eastern firefly) is the source of this 2948-nucleotide messenger RNA. RefSeq names its product transport and Golgi organization protein 6 homolog (gene Tango6). Lineage: Eukaryota; Metazoa; Arthropoda; Insecta; Coleoptera; Lampyridae. The record is from RefSeq and is a predicted model, not a curated record. Bases 117 to 2930 code for a protein of 937 amino acids. Gene Ontology annotation, biological process: protein secretion. The transcript is spliced from 5 exons.
AAAACUGUUUUAUAUAUGGAUUCCUUUCAUUUACCUUUUGUUGUUACAACAUUCCAGUCCAGUGUUAAAUUGCAGCCGAGUUUUGUGCUUUUUGUGAGGUGGUAGAUGCAAGUUAAAUGGCAAAUGUGAACUUUUCCAGUAAAUCGGCAAUCCUAGAUUUACUUGAAAUAUUAAAUUUGGAUAAUCCUGUUGACUGUAAGGAGCUGUUAAAGGUUUGUGAACGCAACCUACAAGCCUUUGAAGAGCGAAAAUCAUCACAUGGAAAUGCCAUUGCUAUCGCAGAUGCCACGAAAAUUAACGCGAGCGACUCGUCUCCUCUGUGGGAAUAUACACAGGUUAGUCUGUCACUCUGCUACGAUUUAGGAAACGUACUAGACAGUAGUGACCUGUUAAACCCUUUGAGUGUCCAAGAAGUCAAAAAUGUGAAGAACAUUUUUCGUAACCUGAUCGGAAUAGGAAUUUCGUCGAAUUUACUACCGAACUUAUCUCAUCACUCAAAAUUGCCUUACGACGAGUCCAUUUGCGUUUUUACGCGAUAUAAAAGGCUCAACGCUACAACACACGGAAUUAUUGUUCUUUCAAAAUUUCAUUCCUUAAAACCGAUUCUCUUCCCUUUUUAUCUGAAAUGGGUCCUAUCGGCGCUGUAUCAAAUAAUUUUUUGUCCAAUAAAGCGACCGUCUGACACAGCCGACGAGAAUGGGUUUAUUAUGACGCAAGAUAUUUAUGACACCUUAGUAAGUAAUCGGGAGGUAUUUCGAGGAAUGCUAGAGUACCUCGGUCAAUCUGUCCACGCAGUGUCCUACAUUAGAGAGACCAUGAUGUUAAUUGGUCACAAACAGUCGCCGCUUUGGCUGAAGCGAGCUGUUUCGUCAACGUUGACCGCGUUGGUUUGCAAACCGAAAGGCGUCGAACGCGUAGCCUGGGCAAUGCUGGAUACUGUUGGAGUUGAUGACGGUGACGAUAGCACGAAAUCGUGGAAAGUGCUAGAGGCUGUGGGCAAAAUAGUGUUAGAAACAACGAAGCGUUCUGAUUUUCGGGUGAAUAUCAGCGAACAAGUGUGUGGUUUGCUUGAUUUAAAGGGCAGUUCUGGCGGAUUUGUUAGACCUUUUGAGCGCUUGUUUACGCUGUGCACUUCCUCACUGUUCCAUCAAAAUGAACAGUUGUGCCAAGAAACUUUUAUUAAACAUUUGCUGUGCCCACUCACUAACCUCACUACCCCAACGUCAGAUAAUUUAUUGCCCAUUUUAUCACAGAGAGUGCGCAUUUUGCAAUCGCUUCUCACUGACGAGAAUUUUACCAUACCCCUCGUAGCCAGGCGGAUCUUACACUCAGUGAUUCACGUCAUAUUUCGAUUAUACAGCGUAACGUGCACAUCCUCCGACUUAAAAUCGCUCAAUGACGAUAUCAAGAGCGUCAUGUUGCGAUUUAUUCGCGACUUGAACGCCGGUGAGCAGUUCGUCUUGUUCGAUUUACUUUUAUUCGAUUUCGCCAGUGAGGGAUAUUCGAAAUUUCGCGAUGAUCUGGAGCUGGAGGUGCAAGAAGAUUAUCUUCGAAUUAGGUCAAGCGAAUUUGCAGUGAAAUUUCGAACCUCUCACAAAGCCGAAGCACUCAUCUCUAUAAUCAAAGGAAACAAUCGCGAGACCACGCAUCUGUUCGCUUAUUUCCUGAACUGUUUGAGUUCACCCGAUAAGUACUUCGACACUAGUUCGGUUAACACUGAUUUGUUGCACUUGGAAUCGGAAGCCACCGUAAAUGAAGUGUCUGAUAGAAAAAUUACUGUCUACAAGUUUCUGUCGAGUUUAGCUGAGGAUUCUGAUGUACAAGAGUACGUCAACAAAGACCCCGCUAUUCUAAUACAAUACAUGCGUAUGGUAUUGCUCAAAAGUAUCGAAAAGGGAUUGCAUAAGAAGCAAAAUUGCGAGUCGGACGAUUUCCAAACCUUGUUCUUGGUGGUCAUGCUGUGUCAGGUGUUGAUAGACAAUACGGAAGCCGAAACCAUAUCCCAGUAUCGCACCUUAGUGCCUCAGCUUGAAGCAAUUGCUAAAAGCAAUAAUACGGAGUUGGGUGCUUUAGUCCGGGAAGUGUUGACUAAAUUAAAUGUUGGGCAACCGAAAGCAAAUCGCCCAAAGGAAAUGACACCGUUGGAUAAAGCAAUUGAAGACAUUUGCGAUCCGUUACUCCCAGUCAGAGGGCAUGGUUUGAUGGAGUUAGCGAGGCUGAUUGAAGCGAAAGAUGGGUCUACGUUGGAAAGAAAGCAUUACAUUUUGAAUAUAUUUCAGCAAAACCUCAAGGAUGAAGAUUCUUUUAUUUAUUUGGCUGCAAUUAAUGGUUUGGCUGCAAUGGCUGAUUUAUUUCCCGAUAUUGUGUUGACCGUUCUUACUGAUGAGUUUUCUGAGUGCUCAAGAAGUGAUAAAGAUGGACACGAAGUGCGCAUUAAGAUAGGAGAAGUACUUGUGCGGGUUGUAAAACGUUUGGGUGAAAGGGCUCCUUUGUACAAGUCUCUUCUGCUCAACACUUUUCUUGUUGGUACUAAGGACGAAGAUCAUCUCGUUCGUGCGUCCAGCUUAUCGAAUUUAGGUGAAGUUUGCAGAGUUCUGGGUUACAAACUGGGCACAAUCGUCACGGAGGUGCUUGUAUGCGUUCAUGGUGUAAUAAGUACAGAUAAAAUGAUCGAACCACGACGCGCCGCUGUUACGGUCAUACGUCAGUUGUUCGUCGGUUUGGAAAAGGAAACGGUCGUGUUCCUCAAAGACGAAAUACUUCACGUGUACCGAACUCUAAAGGAGAUUUACAGGAACGACGCCGACGAUGUCAUGCGAUUGCAAGCUCAAUUGGCCUUAGAACAAUUAAACGAGAACGUUAAGGAAUUUUUAUUUCUUAAUCCUACACUACACUACGAAAAGAAAAUUGUAAUACUAGAUGCGAAAUAAACACAUUUUUUUAAAUAA